CGGUGGGCGCUGGACCCCGGGCGCCCGCGCUGUCGGGGGGGACCCGGGCGGGCCGCGGGCGCGCGCGGGGGCGGCGGCGCCGGAGCCCAACUUGGCCUUGGCUUCGCCCUGGGCCCAGCCCGCCGCUGUCCCCUCCUUCCCGCGAUUCCGUGGCUCCGCGCUGCCCCCCCGCACCCCCUCCCGCGUCCAGCCCCGUGCUCCCCACCUUGGAAAACAAAGCCGGGGAAAAUGCCCGGAGCUGCAGCUCGGAGCUCGCAGCCCGACUCGGCAUAAGAAUGGCGGCACCAGAUUUGCUGGAUCCUAAAUCUGCAGCUCAGAACUCCAAACCAAGGCUCUCAUUUUCCACAAAACCCACAGUGCUUGCUUCCCGGGUGGAGAGUGACACAGCCAUUAAUGUGAUGAAAUGGAAGACGGUCUCCACGAUUUUUCUGGUGGUGGUCCUCUACCUCAUCAUCGGCGCUACGGUGUUCAAAGCUCUGGAGCAGCCUCAUGAGAGUUCCCAGAGGACGACCAUCGUUAUCCAGAAACAGACCUUCAUUUCCCAACAUGCUUGUGUCAAUUCAACAGAGCUGGAUGAGCUUAUCCAGCAAAUAGUGGCAGCAAUAAAUGCAGGGAUUAUCCCUUUAGGAAACACCUCCAAUCAAAUCAGUCACUGGGACUUGGGAAGUUCCUUCUUCUUUGCUGGCACUGUUAUCACAACCAUAGGUUUUGGAAAUAUCUCACCACGCACUGAAGGGGGGAAGAUAUUCUGCAUCAUCUAUGCCUUACUGGGAAUCCCUCUUUUUGGGUUUUUGUUGGCUGGAGUUGGAGAUCAACUUGGGACCAUAUUUGGGAAAGGAAUCGCCAAAGUGGAGGACACAUUUAUUAAAUGGAACGUUAGUCAGACCAAGAUCCGCAUCAUCUCAACAAUCAUAUUUAUCCUUUUUGGCUGUGUGCUGUUUGUGGCACUGCCUGCCAUCAUAUUCAAGCAUAUAGAAGGUUGGAGUGCCCUGGAUGCCAUCUACUUUGUGGUUAUUACCUUGACCACCAUCGGAUUUGGUGAUUAUGUUGCAGGAGGCUCAGAUAUUGAGUACCUAGACUUCUACAAGCCCGUGGUGUGGUUCUGGAUUCUUGUUGGCCUGGCCUACUUUGCAGCUGUGCUGAGUAUGAUUGGAGACUGGCUGCGAGUGAUCUCUAAGAAGACCAAGGAGGAGGUGGGGGAGUUCCGAGCCCAUGCUGCCGAGUGGACAGCCAAUGUCACAGCUGAGUUCAAGGAGACUAGGCGGCGGCUGAGCGUGGAGAUCUACGACAAGUUCCAGCGGGCCACGUCCAUCAAGCGCAAGCUCUCAGCCGAGCUGGCAGGCAACCACACCCAGGAGCUGACGCCUUGCCGCAGGACCCUGUCAGUGAAUCACCUGGCCAGUGAGCGGGAUGCGCUGCCGCCCCUCCUCAAAGCCGAGAGCAUCUACCUAAAUGGACUAACCCCACACCGUGCCACUGAUGACAUUGCUGUGAUAGAGAACUUUAAAUAGCCCAUGCUCCAGAGAUGGGGGUGGGGAGGAGGAGCAGUAGGUGAGGACUCCUUGCUCUUUCUGACUUGCUGGUAGUGUGUUUUUACAACAAACAAAACUUGUGCAUGAGCUCCAACUGGGGGGAUGAUGUAGAGCUGCCCUCCUCCCCUGUCAUCUGCCAUGGAGAGCACCUGGAAUCCUGAGCCAGCACUCUCUGACCACGCUUGUUGGGACAGCCGCUUGCUUUGACAAGUGCCAUCUCACAAGCUCGUCUGCUGCCUUUCUGUGCCCAGACUGUUGUCCCCGCUCCCCCCACUGGUCCCCAUGUGCCAUCAGGCCUAUGAGUGGAAUUCUGUUGGUUUCUUGUGAGAAGGUAGCUUUCACAGAUCAGUCCUUCCACUAUUCAGGGUCUUCCUACCUGAGCCUAGAUGUGGUCCUUUCAUAACUGACGGCUUUUCUCUUUGUAAGUGGCAGGCAAUUCUUAUGCAGCCUUUGACCUAAGAAAUUUUCUGUCAGUGCCUUAUCUUUGGAAGAAUCCGAGCCUCUCUAGCUAAUGCUUGGUCUCUCUUUCUCUGCCCUGCCCCUAGGCUUGACUCUGCAGACUCCCCUCCCUGACAUCCCACCCUCACUCCUACACACACACACACACACACACACACACACACACACACACACACACACCCUAUGAUCCCUUUAAGAUCCUUCCCCUUGCUGGUAACAGUUUAUACAAAGACAGAAACGAGUGAGGGUGUUGGAAGAGGGCAUAGAGGCCAAAUUAGAGGGACC
Messenger RNA from Sorex fumeus (smoky shrew), 2276 nucleotides. It is a transcript of the gene KCNK2, whose product is annotated as potassium two pore domain channel subfamily K member 2. The record is from RefSeq and is a predicted model, not a curated record. Bases 276 to 1511 code for a protein of 411 amino acids. Gene Ontology annotation, biological process: potassium ion transmembrane transport; stabilization of membrane potential. Gene Ontology annotation, cellular component: membrane. The transcript is spliced from 7 exons. Gene Ontology annotation, molecular function: outward rectifier potassium channel activity; potassium ion leak channel activity. Lineage: Eukaryota; Metazoa; Chordata; Mammalia; Eulipotyphla; Soricidae.